AAGGAUCGCAGCUAGCUGCAGUCAGAGCUACAUUAUGCCUAACGUCAUUGAGUAACAUAAAUAGCAGGCAUGAGUGAAGGGAGAAUGGGAGUAUUAAGAGCGCACAGAUUUCAAACAUACUUGGCUAGGUAGUGCACUCACUCCUCAGCGCUGCUUGUCCAGAUGCACAACGCAGACCUCGCACUGCCUAUCCACAAAGAAGGAUUUGCAAUUUAAAAAAAAAAAAAAGAAAUUCCUGUCUUGAAUCUUUUCAAAAAAACAAGCAGAUUUGUUUGUUCUUUCCUGUAGGAAACUUCAUCAACAGGAUUUAACAGCCAGCGCAGAAACUGGGAUUCAUCCUGCAGGUUGGCAGUCAAGUGUUCCUUCUCCUUCCUCACAUGAAAACCUGCUAAGAAAUGGUUAUUAUCCUCCGCACUGCCCAUCUUUCCAGACCAGAAAGAACUGACCAAAAGAUUUCCAAGUUAUGAAAAGAGCAGCUGAGCAAGGAGUUCAAGAUGUCUUUAAAUGAAGAGCUGGAGAAUAGAUAUUCAGCAACCACCCAGAUGGCCACAGAUACAAGUGAAGGGAGCCCAUUCAGAAUCGGCUCCAACUCUUCCUACAAUGUCAGCUGGGACAGCACACCAGCUGCCAAUUCAAUGGAAGACACAAUAGCCACUUGCACCAUUGGGACUAUCCUCUCUCUUAUGUGUGUGAUCGGAGUGACAGGCAAUGUCUACACCUUAGUGGUGAUGUGCCAUUACUUGAGAUACUCUGCUUCUAUGUAUAUUUAUAUCAUUAACCUUGCCUUGGCAGACCUGCUCUACCUUCUUACCAUUCCCUUCAUCGUUGGAACAUAUUUCUUUCAGGAGUGGUACUUCGGAGACAUUGGUUGCCGCAUCUUGUUCAGUCUGGAUUUCCUCACCAUGCAUGCUAGCAUCUUCACCUUGACAGUCAUGAGUACAGAGCGCUACUUUGCAGUGCUGAAGCCCCUGGACACAGUGAAGAGGUCAAAAAGCUAUCGGAAAGCCAUUGCCGUAGUCAUCUGGCUGGUAUCUCUGCUGCUUACUCUUCCCAUGCUCAUCAUGAUCCAGCUAGUGCAAAGAGACAACAAAAGUAUUUGUCUGCCCACAUGGAGCAAGCUGUCAUACAAAAUCUAUAUCACCAUCCUCUUUUGUACAAGCAUUGUGGGCCCCGGAGUGGUCAUUGGAUACCUUUAUAUUAGACUCGCUAGGACUUAUUGGGUGUCCCAAACAGCCACUUUCAAACAGACCAAGAGGCUGCCUAACCAAAAAGUGCUCUAUUUAAUUUUCACAAUAGUGCUGGUCUUUUGGGCAUGCUUCUUGCCCUUCUGGAUAUGGCAGCUCCUCUUCCAAUAUUAUGAAUCCUUCCCAUUGUCUCCCAAAGCAAUGAGGAACAUUAACUAUCUGACAACGUGCCUGACAUAUAGCAACAGCUGCAUUAACCCCUUCCUCUACACCCUGCUGACCAAAAACUACAAGGAAUAUCUAAGGAACAGGCAACGGUCCUUUAACAGCAGCAGUGGGUACUUCCAAAGAAGGAAUCGAUUUGAGAGGAUUUCUGGGAGAUCUCUUUCCACAAGCAGUCAGCAUUGCACAGAGACAUAUGUCCUUGCUCAUGCUUCUCUUGGAAACAACAGUGCCUGAAAGUAAAAUACACCUCCAAGAACUAUCACUAUUGACUUCAGUGUUGCUUUGAUUGAAAGUGUAUAUUGUAAAAGUAAAGUUUUAGUAGCCACAUAAUGCAGAUACAUUUAAUCCAGAGGUUGUGCCAUAACAGUCUGCACUCAUUUAUUUCCAACGCCAUAAAUUAAUGUUGGCAGUGCUCGCUAAACAAUGUAGCUUCCUGGCCUUUUGCUUUUUUUUUGUCCUUUAUUUCUUAUAGUGCAUCUCUCUCCUUGCAUAGUCAUCAGUAACAAAAGCCUGUAAUAGAGACACUUUUCUUUUAUGACAAUAGAUGCCUUGCAACAUUCAGAAUUAAGUUAUUGAAAAUAUGGCUGUCAAUUCUUUGUUGCAUUUUUUUUUUUUAAAUGCCAGACUAGAAGUGAUUGGUUGUACAAGAACUGAAAAAGAGUAAAAUAAAGAAAAACAGCUCAUGUU
This is a messenger RNA of Gavialis gangeticus (Gharial), 2096 nucleotides long. RefSeq names its product urotensin-2 receptor-like. Gene Ontology annotation, cellular component: membrane. The transcript has 2 exons. Gene Ontology annotation, biological process: blood vessel diameter maintenance; neuropeptide signaling pathway; regulation of blood pressure. Gene Ontology annotation, molecular function: urotensin II receptor activity. Lineage: Eukaryota; Metazoa; Chordata; Crocodylia; Gavialidae. The coding region runs from base 495 to 1643 and encodes 382 amino acids. The record is from RefSeq and is a predicted model, not a curated record.